AUGGCCAACGAAGAAGGUGAAAGCGGCCCCAAGCAUCUCAAUAGCUCUGAGUUGCUCAAGAAGAUCGACAAGCUGAGAGAGAAAAACAUUGGAAAGCAUGUUCCCCUUCCUCAGCUGGUUGUUGUUGGGGACCAGAGUUCUGGAAAAUCUUCUCUUCUGGCAAGCCUGACCAAGAUUCCAUUUCCUCGUGAUUUGGAACUUUGUACCCGUUAUGCCACGCAGAUAACUUCCCGUCGUGAGGACGAUCGCUCGGUCGAAAUCUCGAUAAUCCCUGCCGGCGAUGCUUCCCUGGAGCACAGGGCGAAGGUACAGGGCUUUAAGAGGACCCUCAGAGGCACCGAAGACUUUCGGUCGGAAUUUCCAGCAAUCCUGAAGGAGGUCGACGAGUGUAUGGGCAUACGUACUGACCUUUCGUCUAAGGAAGGAUCGGUUUUUAGCAAAGACGUGCUCCGGAUCGAGCUUUCGGAUAUGGUCAAGAACUAUAUCAAAGAUGCUCGCACGGUGAUCUUGGCUGUGCUCCCAAGCAACGUCGAUCUUGCUACCCAGGAGAUCCUCAAGCUGGCCAAAGAUUAUGAUGGAAAUGGAGAGCGUACGCUUGGUGUGCUAACCAAACCCGACCUGGUGAUCGAGCAAAGCGCCAAGGCAGCUUUGUGCUCACUGGUCCUGGGACACAAGAGACCACUGACACUUGGCUAUUACUUGGUUAGAAACCAGGGCGCAGAUCAGGACACUUCUUUCCGUGGUGAGGAAGGAGAAAGAAUGUUUGACAGCCAGCCUUGGAAUACCUUGCCGAGAGACCGUAUUGGCAUCCAGGCCCUAAGAGAACGGCUGGGAGAACUUCUGAGCGAAGUUACGGAGCGCGAAUUCCCUGAACUUCGCAAGGAUAUCAAAAACCAGAUUGAUUCGUGCCAUCAAGAUCUGGUCCGCCUGGGCCCUGCACGCCAAACUGAACAGGAACAGCGUGCGUUCUUGAGUGGUAUAGCUCGCCAGUUUCAGAGCCUCGCACGAGCUGCACGCGAUGCUCAUUAUACAGAAAAUGAAGCAUUUGCAGAGAGUGAUCUCCGGCUUCUCACUCACAUUGUCAAUUUUUCUGAUAAAUUCAGCUCAAAUUUCCAGGCUAAAGCACAUAUGCUCCCAUUCGACUGCCCUACCUCAGAUGCAGUUGACAAGAGACAACCAUACAAUGACAUGAACAACAAUCCGCACGGGAACGGCCGCCAUAAAAACUGCCCAAGGGGGAAACCCGACAUGCAUGCCCAGAUGGCAGCCGGGGAUCGCUUUUCUCUGGCUCAGCAUGUAAACGAAAGCCGUGAAGGCCUUGACCCUAACAGCUUCCCUGAGUUAGAGCAGAUUGUCAGCCGCGUGGAGGGCACCCAGGAUCCCGAAGGGGAUAUCAAAGCCUGGAUUGAAAAGUUAUAUGCUGAGUCUCGAGGUCUUGAUCUCGGGACCUUUGGAAACAAUAUCCUCUGCAAUGCUUUCAAGGAGCAGACCGGCAAAUGGGAAGCCAUGACCCGCGGACACGUGAGUAAUGUUAUCAUGGUAGUUCACCGUUUUUUGAGUAAGGCAUUGGGAAAGAUUUGCGGGAGCAAACAGCUCUAUCACAAGAUUUGGUCCAGCAUUCUCGAUGACCUUCUACAAAGCUACAAGAAUGCCAUGUCCCAGGCGAUGUUCCUUCUGUCCGUUGAGAGAAACCGCCGACCAUAUACGCUAAACAAUUAUUUCAACCAUACCCUCCAGAAACUGCGCAGUGCCCGUGUUGCUCAGGCAUUAGAGGACAAUGCCAGAAAUAUAAAUGAUACUUGGUCAAACGCACAAAUGAAGGUGGUCGAUCUGGAUGCUGUCAAGAAGUCUGCGAGCGACCAGGGGAAUGUGGAACAUAUCACGGGGGAAAUCCAUGACAUCCUGUGGUCCUACUAUCAAGUCGCACGCGAAAGAUUUGUGGAUAAUGUUCACAUCCAGGAAUGGGUCAUCAAUCUGGGGUCGGAUGAGCUGGGAGCAAUCGCCGGUGAAUCGCAAGCGAUUAAAGCGCGGCGUGCCAACCUGAAGCAAAAGAUGGAGGAUUUGAAGUCUGCUCUCCAGACCUUGAAGUUUUGA
Messenger RNA from Aspergillus luchuensis, 2094 nucleotides. RefSeq lists its product as uncharacterized. The record is from RefSeq and is a predicted model, not a curated record. Gene Ontology annotation, cellular component: cytoplasm; membrane; microtubule. The transcript is spliced from 5 exons. The coding region runs from base 1 to 2094 and encodes 697 amino acids. NCBI's taxonomy places the organism in Eukaryota, Fungi, Ascomycota, Eurotiomycetes, Eurotiales, Aspergillaceae. Gene Ontology annotation, molecular function: microtubule binding; GTPase activity; GTP binding.